AUGACUCCAAUACUGCGCACAGAGAGGCUGCAGCCGAGUGAACUUCAAGCUCUGUUUGGAGAGGAGAAGGAUUAUUCAUGCUCCCUGAAUGAUAUUGUUCAUCACACAGAGGCGUGUGAGCUGCAGUCUGAUGGUGAUAACAUAGGGGCGUGCGACUCGAGUUCUCUUUCUGAUGUUGACUAUGGGAAGCCAUGUGCAGCCCCUCAUCUGCAGGGACCCACAUUCUCCAAACAGGAAUACUACACCAAACUAGAGGAGCUGAAGAGAGAACACCUGAGAAACAUAGCCGAGCUGGAAAAACUCAACCUGAGCCAGAUCAAACCGGGUCAGAGAGAAAGACAGCUCCUUACUUGCAGGAGUCAAAAUGGAGACGAUACAGAGAGUGGACAGGUGGAGCUCAACCAGGUUGGGAGCAAGGCAUCAGUGGACCGUCUGAGGAAUGAGGUUUCUCAUCUGAAAUUAAAGGCUCGACAGAAUUCGUUAGAGGACCAAAGGAAGUUGUCACACUCUCCGCAGAACUCAUCUCUUAGUGCAGCCAAUCCGGGGAUGGACCGCCUGAGACACAAUUCCAAAGUAACCGUUCCCAAACCGUUUCGCAUGAUGCUUCGUGAAGAGGAUCGCAAACGACGCAAUGUGAAAACCCGCUCUGAGAUGGAACUAGAAAAUGAGAGACUGAAGAAAGAACUGGAUGAGCUGAAAGAGUGUAGCAAGACGUUUCGUGCUAAGCCGGCCCCGCGCUCCACGCACUUCCUUUGCAAUGACAUCAUCACUAAGCACCCAAAGAAGCUCCAGCUACAAAAAAAUCUAAUCAACCAAAUGGACCACGAUCACCAUGGAAACCACCCCAAACAAGGCUCUCAUCGCCAAACUCCUCCUCUUCCACAACAGCCAUUUAGCUUUAUUGAAAGAGAGCGAAAGAAAAGAGAGAAAAAACUAGAGGAUGAGCUAAACAACCUAAGUCCCAAAACAGAACGAAGGUUGUUUAAAGCCAGACCCUUGCCGAGGUCUCUAUAUAGGCCCAGCUCACCAACUUGCCAGAUAUACGAGGGAGUUAAUCUGAAUCACAGAGGCUCAGCACUGCCUCCUAGCAUUCUGGAGGACAUGCUGCAGGAGGGAGAGGAGGCCGAGAAUCAGUAUGAUGAUGAAUUUUCAAGGCCACAGAGCACAGAUAUAUCACGCUGCAGCAGCAACCUCAAGAAAUGGAAGAACAAGGGUGCGCUGCAGGUGGAGGAGGAGAUGGAGAGAAAGAGGAACAGAGAAAGAGACAGAGACUGGUCCUACAUUCAUCCUCUACGCAGGACCAGCCUCUGCCACAGCCAAGAACCCAUGAAUAAUGGCAAGAGUGACUACAUCAGUGUUUAAAUACUGACACAGAUACAUUAAACCAUAGCCUACAAUACAAAAUUCAUCAUCGGUACUAUAACUCUAUAACUACAUGGUGUGAUAGAAACAGAGAUCUGUUUUUUCAUUGUAUUGCUUUGGAGAAAAAUAAUUUAAUAGUGUACAUUUGUUUUGGUUAAAUGUAUUUUCAGCUGGAUUUUAAAUGGAUUCCAAAUUUAAUUCUUGCAUCAAAUAACUGAAAUAAUAUGAUACAAACAUGGUGACUCUGCAAGUUCAUUACUUUGUUAGUAGUGUACUUUGUUGUUAGUGCUUUAUUGUUCCCUUUAAUAUCAUGUCAGUUUUAAAAUGAGAAUACUUAAAGAAAUAGUU
Carassius auratus (goldfish) is the source of this 1710-nucleotide messenger RNA. Its product is annotated as protein FAM161A. The transcript is spliced from 4 exons. Lineage: Eukaryota; Metazoa; Chordata; Actinopteri; Cypriniformes; Cyprinidae. The record is from RefSeq and is a predicted model, not a curated record. Gene Ontology annotation, cellular component: cilium. The coding region runs from base 1 to 1362 and encodes 453 amino acids. Gene Ontology annotation, biological process: cilium organization.